AUGUCGUCGUCGCUCCCGGAAGCGGUCAAAGCGCGUCGGAUCUCCGAGCAGCUCGCGACGCUGGAACAGCAACGGGCAAUGGGAAAUUUACCUCAUAAUGACACGCCACUUCGACUUUAUCAAGUACGAAACGGUGGGUUUGUGCGCGUUCUGGAUCAGUACCCAGAGCCCAUUUCUCAGAGCAUGCUGGAAGCAAUUGAUGUGUUUAUUAGGAACAGUACAGAGAGUGAAGAUUUGGAAACGACGAAAGCUGCUAACGAGAAGAAAAAAGAGUUUGAGAUAAAGACGGAAGAGAGACAACGAGAUACUGCUGCGAUGGAACAAGAGCAUAAAAGACAAGAGCAACAUGUUGAAGUUGUAGCUGCAGAUGCUGCUCAUGGAGUUGUGACGGCAGCUUCUACUGACAAGGACGAGGAUGACGUGGAAAAGACGCAGCCUUCUGGCUUUAUUGGUGUGAAUUUUGCACCGCCAUGGGAAACAGCAACUGCUGUCAAACGUCCAGAAGAACUGCUGGCUCAGAAGGAACGAGUGAGCGAUUGUUUAGGUAAACACGCUGAGAUGGAGGAUCAGGUGGAGACGUUACUGUGGCCACCUCAACUUGAGGAACGACGAAAGUUGUGGUUUGUUCCUCGAAACUCUGGCAGGAAAACAAGUGUCAUUGGGGCGAAGAACCAGCCCAUUGUGUAUUGGAUGCAUAAUACGCUGCGAGUGAUGCAGGGAAAUUAUGGACUAGAAGCAGCCAUCAUGCUUUCGCGACGUUUAGCGGCACCGUUGGUAGCUGUAUGUUUUGUGUCGGCUUCUAUUAUCUACCCGGUUUGUCACGCAAUGACAGCGAGCGACGCGUACGCGAGAUACACGUUUGUCGAAUUGUAUCAGCAGUUCAAGCAGGCUGGGGUUCCAUUCUAUGGAUUUACAGCUAAAGAAAGUGAGAUGUCGACAACUUUAAAUGAUAAGCAUUCGCUCUCGUUGACAACCAACCCGCUGUACGAGUUGCUGGAUGCAUUUGAACCACACGCGGUAGUGGUAGACGCCAUGUUUGACCCUCCGAGCAGAAGGGAUAUGGUGUACUUGGCUCAUUAUCUAAAUCUGAAUCGUUCAUCUUGCUCGUGGUCGUUCCUGUCUAUGGAUUCGACAACAUGUUGCCCUGCCUAUCAACUAUCGCUGAAGCUGCAGAGGACGCUCGAGCAUAGCGUUAUCUUUGCGAGUGAAAAACAGUUCGGAGCCGAGUAUGCGCCAUUUGUUGAGCCUCGCAAUGAAACAUAUGUCUUUAGUCCCUUACCUCGUGUGGGCGCUCCAGAUCCAGUCGUCAAUCAACAACGUGUAGAAAUGCUGUUCACUAUUUUGCAACGGCUUCACUUGGAAGAAAUCAACUGGCUAGUUGUCAAGGCAGAGAACGCGCAAUCGAGUACUCAGAUGCGGCGAUUUAGUGAAGGAGAAGGACUCCAGAAGCUUAGCCAGCUUUUGACAGGUUCAGAUAACCAACCAGCUAUUCAGACAGAGUUGCGCGGUGGAGGGGUGUUAAGUCUGUUGCCAUUUAUUCGCCAUGGUACACUAUUCGCUGGCUAUGUUCUACGGCGGAUAGAUGAAGCAAUUGAUUCAUGCCCCACACCAGCAUCCCCUCUAGAACGAAAAGCGCUCGCGAUGCGAAAGGUUAUGCGAUCGCGAGCCAUGAAGUACUUAGGCAAAGAACGCGAUUAUGUUCUGUAUUUAUCCCUGUGGUCUACUUCUGCUGCUGGUAGCGAAUGUUUCCGGCUGAGUGAAAUAGCUCACCCAGAUAUUACGUCGCUUUGUACAAGUGAAAUCAUUACGGGAUUGAAUAUCUCAGCUCCUCGCAGUUCUGCUUUGGAUACUUAUCGGAAGCUACUGCCUACAUGGGCUUACAGCGCAGCCAGCAUUACGGAGAAGUCUAAGGGCGAGGUGAAAGGUGCAGCUCUCUACGAUCCGUACGAGCUAGAAAGUGCACGAACAAAGGAUCUCUACUGGAAUGAAAUCCAAAAGUUGUUCAUCGAGCAGCAGUAUCUACACCCCCUCUUGGUUGUUUACUGGGCUUUCCGAAUUUUAACGUGGAGCGUGUCAUGUCGAGCGGCGAUUGCGACAAUUGAGUCUCUCAUUUCUCAGUGUGCGCUCGGUUCGAACUGUUCUCCUGAUGCUGUAGUUGUCGUAUGGAAACAGCUAUUUCGUCUUGGAUCGACCAGCAUCAAUGAGAUCAGCGACGGGAAGGAAAUUGCAAAACUAGAAGAUGUUCGACAAUUCCAACAUGCUUUAGAAGGCGAAAUCGCAUCGCAGCCAAAACUGCAGCUACGUCCAUGA
This is a messenger RNA of Peronospora farinosa, 2310 nucleotides long. The record is from the annotation of a GenBank genome assembly. NCBI's taxonomy places the organism in Eukaryota, Oomycota, Peronosporomycetes, Peronosporales, Peronosporaceae.